AUGAAAACAAGAAACUUUUCAGAGUCUACAGAAUUAUAUCUUAUGGGACUCGCAGAUAACCAAGAGCUGCAGCCUGUUCUAUUUGGAGUGUUCCUGUCUAUGUAUCUGAUCACAGUGCUUGGGAACAUUCUCAUUAUACUGGCCACUGUUUAUGACUCUAAUCUCCACACUCCUAUGUACUUUUUUAUUUCCAACCUAUCUUUCAUUGACAUCUGUUUUACCACUACCACCAUCCCAAAGAUGCUGAUAAACAUAAAGACUCAAGACAACUCCAUCAGUUAUACAGGCUGCCUUACCCAAAUCUGCUUUGUUCUAGCUUUUGCUGGAUUAGAAAAUGGAAUUCUUGUAAUGAUGGCCUAUGACAGGUUUGUGGCUAUCUGUCAUCCACUGAGGUACACUGUCAUCAUGAACCCCAAACUCUGUGGGGUGAUGAUUCUAUUGUCUUUCCUGAUAAGCAUGCUAGAUGCUCUGCUCCAUACUCUAAUGGCACUGCGCUUGUCAUUCUGCACAAAGGUGGAAAUUCCUCACUUUUUCUGUGAACUGGCUCAUAUCCUCAAGCUUGCAUGUUCCAAUGUUCUCAUCAAUAAUAUCCUGGUGUAUUUGGUGACAAGCCUGUUGGGUGUUAUUCCACUGUCUGGUAUAAUUUUCUCUUAUACUCAAAUUAUCUCCUCUGUCUUGAAAAUCCCUUCAGCUGCUGGAAAAUAUAAAGCUUUCUCUAUAUGUGCAUCACACUUAGUAGUAGUUUCCUUGUUCUAUGGGACAGGUUUUGGUGUGUAUCUGAGUUCUUCUGGCACUCAUAGCUCUAGGAAGAGUGCAAUCGCCUCAGUGAUGUACACAGUAGUCACUCCCAUGAUGAAUCCUUUUAUAUACAGCUUGAGGAAUAAGGACAUGGUUGGGGCUUUCAAGAAACUCAUUUAUAGAAUUACAACUUCUCUUUGA
This is a messenger RNA of Acomys russatus (golden spiny mouse), 939 nucleotides long. RefSeq names its product olfactory receptor 7G3-like. Gene Ontology annotation, biological process: G protein-coupled receptor signaling pathway. The transcript has a single exon. Gene Ontology annotation, molecular function: G protein-coupled receptor activity; olfactory receptor activity. NCBI's taxonomy places the organism in Eukaryota, Metazoa, Chordata, Mammalia, Rodentia, Muridae. The record is from RefSeq and is a predicted model, not a curated record. Gene Ontology annotation, cellular component: membrane. The coding region runs from base 1 to 939 and encodes 312 amino acids.